Molecule: messenger RNA, 2097 nt
Organism: Phytophthora nicotianae INRA-310
Lineage: Eukaryota; Oomycota; Peronosporomycetes; Peronosporales; Peronosporaceae
Exons: 1
Coding region: 587-1807 (406 amino acids)
Source: RefSeq, a predicted model, not a curated record
AUGCGUUAACGACGCAAAGCACAGUCUCUGUGAACUCGGAUGUUCCGGGUGACAGAGAUGACUCGGAGCCAAACGGAGCUGCCAACUCGGACGGAACGCGGCCAUCUGUACGCCAAGAAGCGCUUGAGUCCCGGUACCCUUGACUCCAUUGGGUACCAGACGACACCGUUCUCGAUACAAUACUUCUCCUCCUUCGAAUCGCUUACCCCUCAACGCCUGCAUCGUCGCCUCAUAGUAACUCGUCUUCUGACUCACAAGCACAUUGAGUACCUCGUUCAUAUGGCACUUCAACUUGGUUGACGCCGCGACGGCAUUAUGCACUUCCGCCCUGUCCGCACCGCCGUCAUUCGGUGGCAUCCCCACCAACUCGAACGUGCUGAUUCUUGCAUUGACACUCGACGUACGUCUCCAGAGCUGCUAGUUCCUGGACGGGUUACUGCGGAGUGCUGCGUGUAGUUCCGGUAAUGAAUUCAACAGGUCGUCACAGAUCUGCUGUCUCGAAAACAUCAAUCAUUCCCGACCAUAAAUCCUCGUCAUUAACCCCCUCCCUUCUUCCGCAUUCCAGAAUCUGCCGGCUCGAGAGAAGAUGGUGAAGCUCUUUUGUGCGAUCGUUGGGGUGGCGGGAAGCGCGUUCGAGGUGGAUAUCGACGCUGUUCAGUUGGUGGGAGACUUGAAGAAGAUGAUUGCUGAGGACCAGAAGUUUGACUUCGCGGCAAACAAGCUGCAGCUCUACCUGGCGAAAAAGAACGGGGCGUGGCUCUCAUCGAAGGAUCCUGACGUGAUCUCUAUGCGAAGCGGGGUUAUUCCUGAGCAAGUGAAGACAUUGAUGAACGUGGAAGUGGACCCAGCAGACGAUAUUGGGGACGUAUUUGAAGGUGCUCCGACGAAGAAGACCGUUCACGUGCUGGUGGUGGUUCCAUUGUCUACGGCAGAGGAUGUCGCGUUGAGCGCGAAGGACUUAUGCACUGUGGAUCCUGAUGUUCAAUUGAAUUUGUGGAAGUCAGUUGUUAGAGUUUCCUCGGAACAUGUGUGCUCAGGAACGGCGCUGGUUGUGGACCAAACCCCGAUACACUUGUAUCUUAUGACGAACUUGCACUUGUGGACAGACGCUACAUUCUCGAAGUACUUGAUCGCCGACUUCAAGCGUGAAAUCAGACGGUAUAAGAGACUUCACCCCACAAGGAAAACAAGUGGAGGGAAACGAAAAAAAGCUGCGAAGAACGCUGAUGUUGCAAUACAGCAGCCUCGUAAAUCUCAACGGAUUGCAGCGAUGAACAAAAACACACCAGUUUUGUCAGACAAGCCUCAAGUUGUGGUGGAACAACUCCUUCCUGAUACGACGAAGCCGGAAGAAGUCCACCGAUUCAGCCUCGACAGAGACGCGUGCUGGCGUAGUUCGGCAGCGUUCGACUUUGCAAUCUUCGAAGUUGCUGUGCCACGAGAUAACAAACUCGUUCCAUGUAAGAUGUCCCUUAAAGUGUAUGACACAAUGAGUGUGGACGUGUUCGGAUUCCCUGGCGCACUUCAAGACCAACAUUUUGAUCACGAUUACGCCAUCAUUCCAGCUAAAAUCACCGGUUGGAGCGGAAACCAAAUGACUCUCUUAUCUUUGUCAGCUCCUGGUCUAUCUGGAAGCGCGAUUGUGUGCACCAAAAGGGGGGUACCAGUGGGAUAUAUGGGUGGGCUGGAUGACUCAGCGAAGAACGAACAGUACCAAUCCUAUGGCUUCACAUUUCACGGAGUAAUCCCCGAAUUACCGUCUUCGUUGCCGCCUGAUCCCGAAGGUGAAACAAAGGAUGAGCUAUAAUAUGUAUAGCGCCGGUGAUAAGUGAAUGCGAGUUGCUAUGGUGAUCGUGGAUGAAAGAAAUAAACUUCUUUUGCGUAAGACUUGUCUUCUUAAUUAAUGCUUACUCCUGAUGAUUAUAUAAGGAGAGAUCACUUAUUCACACGAACAAUACCAACUCAACAAGGAGCUCAUUAAAGCAGAGCAGAAGCGCUACUACAAGCCGCAUGUGCGAAGCGGGGCUGUCCUCUACGACGAUAGUAAUAGAAAACACAAACCGAAUUUUAUAGUAAAAACAAAUGCUACGAAUUCAG